GGCGCCGGCCCGGGGCUGGGGAGGGGCGACGUGAGCCGGGAGCAGAGCUGGAAGAGAUCCGGGCUGUGUUUCCAACAGCUUCUUCGCCCCUCUGCACGUGCCGCGGACCCGGGUUUCCCGCGGCCGGCCCCCGAGUUCCGCGGCCCUGCGCCCCCCGCCCGGCCGCUGCUGGGGCCCGGGGCGCGGCGGCCGGGCGGGCGGUGGGGGGCGCGCCGCGAGCCGCGAGGCUAGGGGAGAGGACGCCGGGGCCGGGGGAGCGGCAGCCGGGCCGUGGCGAGGUUGAGUCAUGGAAACCCGGGCCCAGUUGGUUUUCAAGCCCGCAAGGCCAGAGGACGGCCGGAUUCUUUCCGACCUCCCGAGCCGACGCGCUGCCCUCAUGCCGGCAUGGCUGAAGAUGAGCCGGAUGCCAAGAGCCCCAAGACUGGGGGCCGGGCCUCCACAGGUGGAGCUGAGGCUGGGGAGCCUACCACCCUUCUCCAGAGGCUCCGAGGUACCAUUUCCAAGGCCGUGCAAAACAAAGUGGAAGGAAUCCUGCAAGAUGUACAGAAAUUCUCAGACAACGACAAGCUCUAUCUCUACCUUCAGCUGCCCUCAGGGCCCAGCACCGGAGACAAAAGCUCGGAGCCCAGCACGCUCAGCAAUGAGGAGUACAUGUAUGCCUAUAGGUGGAUCCGCAACCACCUGGAGGAGCACACGGACACCUGUCUGCCCAAGCAAAGUGUUUAUGAUGCCUAUCGGAAGUACUGUGAGAGUCUUGCCUGUUGCCGCCCGCUCAGCACAGCCAACUUUGGCAAAAUCAUCCGAGAGAUCUUCCCUGACAUCAAGGCCCGAAGGCUUGGUGGCCGGGGCCAGUCCAAAUACUGCUACAGUGGCAUACGAAGAAAGACCUUGGUGUCCAUGCCACCCCUGCCUGGGCUCGACCUUAAGGGUUCUGAGACCCCGGAAAUGGGCCCAGAAGUCACCCCUGCACCUCGAGAUGAGCUGGUGGAGGCAGCCUGCGCCCUGACCUGUGACUGGGCUGAACGAAUCCUGAAACGCUCCUUCAGUUCCAUCGUGGAGGUCGCCCGCUUCCUGCUGCAGCAGCAUCUCAUCUCUGCCCGGUCUGCUCACGCCCAUGUGCUUAAGGCCAUGGGGCUUGCUGAAGAAGAGGAGCAUGCCCCUAGGGAACGGUCUUCGAAGUCCAAGAAUGGUGUAGAGCACCUGGAGAGUGGAGGCCAUAAGAAACCAGAGAAAGCAGCCCAGCCUCCCAAGGAGCUGGAAGCCCGGGCUGGGGCUGCGGGACGUGGAGAGCGGAAGAAGAAUGUAGUUGAGAGCUCGGCCCCAGCAGCCAAUAACCCUCAGGUUAAUGCCCUGGUGGCCCGGCUGCCUAUGCUCCUUCCCCGGGCCCCUCGCUCACUUAUUCCUCCAAUCCGAGUCUCUUCGCCCAUCCUGGCCCCCAAGCUUCCUUCAGGCACCCUGAAAGUGGCUACACUGCCCCUGCCCAGUAGGCCUGGGGGACCCCAGGCAGCUGUGCCCAUCAUUAAUAUGAUCUUGCCAGCUGUUCCUGCUCUGCCCGCGCCUGGGCCUGGGCAGGCUCCUUCCGUGGGACUCACUCAGGCCUGGGGCACAGAGCACAGAGAGGUAGUCAUGGGUCAUGGUGACCCCGGAGCCCAUGACAAGAGUGGCAAGAGGACAGCUGAGGUACCCGUGAGUGAGGCCAGUGGGCAGGACCCACCAGCUAAAGCAGCAAAGCAGGAUAUGGAGGAUACAGCAAGCGAUGCCAGAAGGAAGCGGGGGCGCCCUCGGAAGAAGUCAGGUGGAAGUGGGGAAAGGAAUUCGACCCCCGACAAGUCAGCAGCUGCCGUGGACUCUGCCCAGGCCUCGGCGUCACCGUGGGAAACGUGGGGCUCCCGAAGGGAAAGCAGCUUCGUGGCAGGGUCAGGGUCAGAGAGGCCGGGGCCAGGGGGAGGGGCCGAGAAGCGCGCAGCGCUUGCCCCCGGUCAGGAAGAUGGCACUGUGUCCAGAGCAGGAAGGGGCCCCAGCUCUCGGCAUGCCAAAGAAGCGGAAGAAAAAACUCCCCUCGCUGCCCCAAAGGUCAGUGUCAUCAAGGGCAGCAGGAGCCAAAAGGAGGCUCUUCAGCUGGGGAAGGCAGAAGCAGGCACCGCCGCACAGGGCACUAAAGACUUCAGGGGGCACGGGCUCCAAGCCUCCCUGGCCCGUGAGCGUAAAGACCCCAAAGAGGCACCCCCAUGACGGCUGUGCGGGGAGGAGUUCCUGUCCUUCCGUGAGCUCUGCCUGUCCGCCUGGUAGAGGCCCUUCUCUGCACUUGCUUCUCGUGUGGCUGCUCUGCCCUGAAGGGAGUCCAUUCUCCUCUCAUGGACAGCGGCAUCACCCAGUCUCACACACUGCCUGGCUGCCACCUCUGGCCUUCCCAGCUCAAAACCUUGACUUUAUAGUGUAACCAAUAAAUCCAUAGUGACCUCUUACCUGGACCCCUGUGCUAUCCUGUGGGAAGAUAGGGAUGGGUAAGUAUAAUGAAUGUAUAGGUUAGGGCAUCUUCUGGUUUUAAAUCACAGAAAACCUAACUCAAACUGGGUUAAAAUAAAAGUUAAAAAAAAAAAAAAAA
This is a messenger RNA of Oryctolagus cuniculus (rabbit), 2605 nucleotides long. It is a transcript of the gene RFX5, whose product is annotated as regulatory factor X5. Gene Ontology annotation, biological process: regulation of transcription by RNA polymerase II. The record is from RefSeq and is a predicted model, not a curated record. Lineage: Eukaryota; Metazoa; Chordata; Mammalia; Lagomorpha; Leporidae. Gene Ontology annotation, molecular function: DNA-binding transcription factor activity, RNA polymerase II-specific; RNA polymerase II cis-regulatory region sequence-specific DNA binding.